Molecule: messenger RNA, 2014 nt
Organism: Coregonus sp. 'balchen'
Lineage: Eukaryota; Metazoa; Chordata; Actinopteri; Salmoniformes; Salmonidae
Source: the annotation of a GenBank genome assembly
CUGCAGCAGUAUCAAAUAGCACGAACAUAUUCAAUCAUUAUUCGUUUUUGUACCCAGACGAAAUCCAGAAAUAUUAAAGUUUUGUAGUAAAAUAUAAAUAACUUGAAACAUGACAGUCUCUAAAUAUAUUUAUUUUGAUGUCUUAUAUUUUUGCGAAUCAGCUACUCUCGUUUAAAAAUCGUUAAAAAUAACUGUGUCACAGGGUUGCCCUUCAAUGUAGUUAUCGCGGUAGCCGGUUACUCUUCGUUGUCGAGUUCAUUCAUUUCAUGCGUGCUGUUGCAACUAGCCAGUAAAUACACAACGUUAAUUCAAGAAAUACGUUGAUUUACCUGAGACACUAUGGCUGCCAAGAUAUUGCCUGUUCUAAAGUAAGUUUUCGAGAAAACUCGCUAGCUAGCUAUGCUAAUGCUAUCUGGCAAGCAGGUUGACAUUUAGCUAGUUAGCUUUAAUUUUGCUUUGAACUUAUUAACUAUGUCCUUUAGUCAUGAUCCAGCCAGUAAGCUAAACAGCACACGAUCUUCUAGUUAGCUAGUAACAUGUAACUAACAACACUAACUGCGGCUAGCUAGCUAAGAUAUACCUAAUUGACAGCAGCUAACCAGAUGGCUAGCUAACGUUGAUGCCACCUGAUGGUUCUCAUGUUAUGAAUUUACUUUCUGUGCUUUUAACACGUGAAUAUGUGUUUGUGCACUUGAAUGCCAUGUGUAACAACGCAUGUUUGUCUCUAUCAUCAAAUACGUGACACUAAGCCAUCCACAAAGUUGUCUCAUCCUAGUGUCAAUCUUUUUCUCUCGCAGGUUGGCCUCUAAGGUGACCAUUGCAGGAGGUGCUUUGUAUGUUGCCUAUGAUUCUGGACUAUUAGGGGAAAGUGAGCAGGGCUCCGAGGUCCUUGGAAAAGCUAAAGCUGCAAUUCCCCCUGCAGUGGAUGAGUGGGUGAAGUACUUUGGCUUUGAGGUAAAUAUGCCAUUAUCGUACUGUGAUUUAACUGUGUCUGACAGACAGAAUAAUGCACUAUGGAGUAUGAGGUGAGGGAGGAUUAAAAGUAUGUUUUCGUCUAGCUUCCAGCUUUCCCUAAAAUUGGAUUCUCCCCUGUCGAAGCUUGGAACUCAGGUAAGAAAUGGUUGACAGCUGAUUCAUAAAGGACUUUUCCAGACUUACAAGUCUAAAAUGGAGCAAUUUCAAGAGCUUCUGUUAUUUCAUUCCAGGGGUGCAGUCAUCCAUAUCUGCUCUCUCAUCGGGCCCUACAGCAUUAGGUGACUACACCAACCAAGGCUUGCAGUACCUGAAAGACCUCACCAAAUGAAAAGUGACAUGCAACUAGCAGACAUUUUAAGAACCUAAUUUCUGUUUUGGAUGGGUCCCUUCGCAAUCACAACCAAAUCCUCAGGAGUAACACGACUGGUGCAAAUACAUACAGCCCUCCUGUAAAAGUAACUUGCUUGCUUUGAAUGCAUAGCACAUCAACUAGAAAAUGCAGUGGUACAGUAAAUUCAGUGGAAUUAGGCUAAGGCCAGUGUUGAUUUGUGGAACGUGUAGUUACUGAUAAUGCCAGAUUAUUUACAUUCUAUUGGGUUGACAGUAAUUUGUCAACACAAGCAGAUUACAUUGCUUUAUGCUACUUUGUGAGUAAAAAAAUGACAGAAUCUGGAUACCACAGCAAGACCUGCACCCAAGAGAAAUCCAAUUAACAACCAAUGGACGUUUAGUGUUAUGUCUUGUGUGUGUAUACAUUGUUAAUUGUAAAAACAAAAAUAUUUAUCUCAAGACUGAUAUAUUUAGCAUGUUCUGACUUUGACCUGAUUCCAUAUCUAUCCCAUCCAACACAUAUUUUAUACAGAAAGAAUGUCUAUUGUUUUGUGUGUGUAUAUAUAUUUCACAAUUUACAAGUGUAAAAUAAACCUAACCAUGUCAGAUAUGAGACAUUUGGUAUGAUCUGUUGUCUGUUUUACUGAAUAUGUGCUGUAUACUUUAAGAAAGUGGUUCCCAACCGCUUUUGGUUACUGUACCACCAACU